AUGUGGAAGAAAAAUAUUACCAAUAUUAAUGAGUUCAUCCUGAUUGGCUUCCCUACAACCCCUUGGAUGCAGAUUCUGCUCUUCUUCCUCUUCCUCAUCACUUAUCUGGUUGUGCUAUUGGAAAAUGUGGUCAUUAUCCUCACUGUAUGGGUCACUGGAUCCCUGCACAAGCCCAUGUACUAUUUUCUGGGCACCAUGUCCUUUCUAGAGGCUUGGUAUAUAUCUGUCACCGUUCCAAAGAUGCUGGCUGGAUUCCUUCUUCAUCCCAAUACCAUUUCCUUCCUGGGAUGCAUGACCCAGCUCUAUUUCUUCAUGUCACUUGCCUGUACAGAAUGUGUGCUUUUGGCUGCCAUGGCCUAUGACCGUUAUGUGGCUAUAUGUUGGCCUCUUCGCUAUCCAGUCAUGAUGACCACAAGGUUUUGUGUACAGUUAACCAUCAGUUCCUGGGUGAGUGGUUUCACCAUCUCCAUGGCAAAGGUUUACUUUAUCUCCAGAGUUGCCUUCUGUGGCAAUAAUAUCUUGAAUCACUUUUUCUGUGAUGUGUCACCUAUUCUCAAACUGGCCUGCAUGAACUUAUUUAUGGCUGAAACAGUAGACUUUGUGUUAGCAAUUGUUAUUCUUGUGUUCCCUCUCUCAGCCACUGUCCUUUCCUAUGCCUUCAUUGUGUCUACCAUCAUCCACAUACCCUCAGCCACUGGGCAGCAGAAGGCUUUCUCCACCUGUGCAUCUCAUCUAGCAGUGGUGGUCAUCUUCUACACAGCUGUGAUCUUCAUAUAUGUCCGACCUCGGGCCAUUGCUUCAUUCAAUUCUAACAAAUUGAUUUCAGCAACAUAUGCAGUCUUCACUCCCAUGCUCAACCCUAUCAUCUAUUGUCUAAGGAACAAGGAAGUUAAAGCUGCCAUCAGAAAAACCAUAGCAAGUGGCCAAGCCCUUUUCUUGAGAGAUUCACUUUGCUGA
Castor canadensis (American beaver) is the source of this 957-nucleotide messenger RNA. Its product is annotated as olfactory receptor 6B9-like. Gene Ontology annotation, molecular function: olfactory receptor activity; G protein-coupled receptor activity. The record is from RefSeq and is a predicted model, not a curated record. Gene Ontology annotation, cellular component: membrane. Gene Ontology annotation, biological process: G protein-coupled receptor signaling pathway. NCBI's taxonomy places the organism in Eukaryota, Metazoa, Chordata, Mammalia, Rodentia, Castoridae.